Lucilia sericata (common green bottle fly) is the source of this 3316-nucleotide messenger RNA. It is a transcript of the gene eIF5, whose product is annotated as eukaryotic translation initiation factor 5. Gene Ontology annotation, molecular function: translation initiation factor activity; GDP-dissociation inhibitor activity; eukaryotic initiation factor eIF2 binding. NCBI's taxonomy places the organism in Eukaryota, Metazoa, Arthropoda, Insecta, Diptera, Calliphoridae. Gene Ontology annotation, biological process: formation of translation preinitiation complex; translational initiation; formation of cytoplasmic translation initiation complex. Bases 1802 to 3175 code for a protein of 457 amino acids. Gene Ontology annotation, cellular component: cytosol. The record is from RefSeq and is a predicted model, not a curated record. The transcript has 6 exons.
UGUUUUUGUUGCUCGUUCGCUCUCUCUUUCUCUCCUUUUAACUACGCCAUAUUGCCUUUGCAAGAAGAAAAAAAACGACGAUUAUUAUCAAUUGUGCUUUUCGAGAGGUUAUAUUAGCUGCGCUGUAUUAAAGCAAUUCAUUAUUGUGAAAUAAUUGCGAAACGUUUUUGAAAAAAGUUUAUACAAAUAUUUCAAAAUUUUCUGUGCAUUUUAUACAAACAAAAUUAAACGUUAACAGUGUUUUAUUUGUGCAAACAAAUUAAAAUAAAACAAGUUAAUUAUUUUGUUUCUUCUUCUUCUGCUACACACACAAAAGUCACAUAAUUUUUUGUGCUGAGUGCAAAGGCAGUGAUAAAUAAAAGAAAAAAAUUCCAUUUGUUUUAUAAAAACAACAACAAUAAAAAAGAAACUCUUCCUCAUUUAGUUUUUGUUUUCAACUUUUUGUUUUAUUAAAUUCUCUUUUUGUUUAAAAACAAAAAACUUUUUAAAAAAAAAACUUUUAAUUUUUAAAAAAUUUAAAACUUUUCCAACAAAAUUUGCUUAACUUACCGUUAAAUUUGAAAACUCUUCAUAUUUAGUUGUUUUUUGAGUUUUUUUCGCUUAUUUCAUUUAUUAUCUUAAGUGGAUUCUUUGUGAAUUAACAACAAACCAACACCCCCGCCCGUGCAAAGGAAUAUAUUUUUUAUAUGACUUUUGAAAGAAUAAUAGAAACACCAGUAUACCAGAAAACACCUCCAUCUCCACCUCAACGGAGCAAGCUAGUUAGUUCGUGCAUGAAUUCACAUCGGCGUUAUUUAAGUCAUAGGACUUCAAAAUUUUCUAGUAACAGACAUCGGAAACUUCAACCUUUUAGAGAAACGUGAGGCAUUUCAACAUUUAUAAAUGAACUAAAACACGCCCUCGUUUUUCGAAUUUCAAAAAACAAAAACUAUUUUUUAUAAAUAUAAAUAAUAAUAAACCACAACAAUAAAACACAAAAAAAAAUUAAAAUAAAUGUAAAAAAUUUACAAAAAAAAAAAUUCCCCAAAAAAAGCAAAAUAUAAAAUUUCUAAAAAAUUUCAAAAGAAAAACAACACAAGGAGUGUAAAAGCAAAAAAACAAACUUAAAACAGCCGUUAAAAUAAAACAAUAACAACAACAAAAAAGCCCUUAAAAAUAAAGGAAAUAAAACCCAGAACUUUAUAUUUAUAAUAAACAAAACAGGACAUUUUGAAACUAAGUCUCCAGCAAAAAAAAAAAAGACAAAAGUUUCAAAACACCAACACACACACAACAAAAAAACACAAAUUUUUUUUUGUUCAAAUUUGUUUGAACUUUAAAAAACCUUAGACGUUGUCGUACACAGAAGUCCCUUUUAAAAGAAAAACAAACUUCAUGAAUUUAACAAACUGCAUAAAACCAUAUAAUAAAUCAAAAAAUAAAAAUCUUAAACCUUGUAUUCCCAAUACAAACGUCAACCAUAAUUACCCCAAAACAAACGCACGCCAAUUAAGCGAAACAACAACAACAAACAUUAACGAUUCGUAUUACAACUUGUUAAUGUUAAUUGAAAGUGAAGCGGCUGGUAAUGAAGUUGCUGGUUCAGCUUUAUAUUUGGAGCAUUAUUUGAGUUAAAAUCUCAUCAUCAUCAUUAGCAGGAGAGCAAAUAAACUGCAGCAGACCGACAGAUAUAUCGUAGAAAAGGAAACGCCUGAAAAAACAUUAAAAUUAUCUCUUUAAACAAAAACCAUAACAAGGAAUUCUCGAAGAAAAAAAAGGAAACAAAUAGUUUUGAGUCCCAGGAAAUUUAUAUCAUAACAAAAUGGGUUCUGUAAAUGUUAAUCGCAAUGUCACUGACAUUUUCUAUCGCUAUAAAAUGCCACGUAUACAGGCCAAAGUGGAAGGCAAAGGUAAUGGCAUUAAAACGGUCAUAGUCAACAUGGCUGAGGUAGCCAGAGCCAUCGGCAGGCCAGCCACCUAUCCAACCAAGUAUUUUGGUUGUGAACUAGGUGCUCAAACUCAAUUUGAUUACAAGAAUGAACGUUUCAUUGUGAAUGGCUCCCAUGAUGCUGCCAAACUACAAGAUCUCUUAGACGGUUUCAUCCGCAAAUUUGUCUUGUGUCCCGAAUGCGAUAAUCCCGAAACUGAUCUCACUGUUUCGGCUAAAAAUCAAACUAUUUCUCAGUCUUGCAAGGCCUGUGGUUUCCAUGGUCUUCUCAAGGUUAACCAUAAGGUUAAUACGUUUAUUUUAAAGAAUCCACCCACUAUUAAUCCAGCCGCUCAGGGUUCUUCAUUGACUGAGGGUAAACGUACAAAACGUAAGGGUAAAAAUGGUGAGAAUGGUGUUUCCGAUGCCAAUAAUUCGAUGGGUAAAAAUUCGGAUGGUGAUUCGGAUGGCGGUAAUCAGGCCAGUCAGACGGAAGCGGAAAUAAGUGCUGCUUUGCCCGAGAAGAAUGAUGACGAUGAUGAUUGGAGUGUUGAUGUUUCGAAGGAAGCCAUACGUGCUCGUUUACAAGAUUUAACCGAUGGCGCCAAGAGUAUGACCAUUUCGGAUGAUUAUGAUAAAACCGAAAAGGAACGUAUUGAUAUAUUCUACGAAAUUGUUAAAAAGAAGUUGGAUGCUGGUAAAUUAGAAUCGGUAGCCGAACACAAGGAUCUACUCAUUGAAGCCGAACGUUUGGAUAUUGUUAAUAAGGCUUCCCUGGUAUUGGCUGAAUUGCUUUUCUCGGAAAAUCUACCACAAGAUGUGCGCAAACAUCGUGUUUUACUUUUGCGUUUUACCCAUAACAAUCCUAAGGCUCAACGCUAUUUAAUAGGAGGCAUUGAACAGGUGAUAGCCUUGCACAAGGACAAACUUUUAACCAAGGUAGCGGGCAUCUUUAAGCUAUUCUAUGAUGCUGAUAUUUUGGAUGAAAAAGUUAUAUUGGAAUGGUCACAAAAGGUUAGCAAGAAAUAUGUACCAAAAGAUGUGGCCACUGAAAUACACGAAAAGGCUAAACCUUUUAUACAAUGGCUUAAGGAGGCCGAAGAGGAAGAUUCUUCCGAGGAAGAGGAUGAUGAGGAUUCAGAAGUGGAAAUAGAAUACAAUGAUAGGGCACGUGUUGAACCGCUUAAGGCCGUUAACCAGGUGGCCAAUAAUAAGAAGGUCAUUGAGGAGGAGGAUGAUGGCGAGGAGAUUGAUAUCGAUGAUAUCUAAACUGGAUGAAAAAAAAAAAGCAAAACAAACACACAAAUCAAACUACACACUGGCAAAAGUCUUUAAUUUCAAAUAUAAAUAACUUUUUUCUACUUUUUAACUAAAAUAAUAAUAAAACACAAUACUACACCCUCUCUAUAC